AGCGCUGAAGCAGGAAGAAAUCAGAUGAAUGUAGACACCUUUCGACAGGAAACCCGUGACAAGAAACGAUAAUAAGCGACUGAUCUCGAUUUUUACCAGUCAAUUCGGUUGACACUACAGCUAAAGUGGAUUGGACCGCAUGCGCAAGUAUCUCACAUAAGGAUCCCUUUAAAUCCAUCAGAAAUGGGUUCAUGUUUUUUUCUUUUCGCGUUCUUUCUUUUUAUUCUCGGUGAUUUUGGCGGAGAAACCCAGAGCGAGAUAUCUGCACAAGACCAACAGUGUGUAAGAACUUUCACGGCUGGUCGGGAAGACUUUGUUCUGGACACGGAAGAGUCGAUCAAGGAUGGGGCCGUUUUCCUGGCGAACCCGAGCGUAGAGCGUACGCACGAGUGCACUGUUAAGUGCUGCAGAGAUCCAAGAUGCAACCUGGCUCUCGUUGAGGACGGAAACGAGAAGAUAUCCAACAACGGCUGCUUUCUCUUCAACUGCUUAUACAAGCAUACAUAUGUCUGUAGAUUUAUUCAAAAGCAGGGGUUUACAAAUUAUAUAUUGGAUUCAGUCUAUGAACAUUACCUGAACGGCCGCAAAAGUGAUAAGAAGGACAAACCUCCUAUUGCCAAUGCUGGACGGGAUGUGGUGGUCCAGCCUCAUGAGGAGGUAUUGCUGAAUGGCAUUGAGAGUUGGGAUGAUAAGAAGAUCGUAAACUACCAUUGGACCCUCAUCCGUGGAGCUGAAUCUGUCCAGAUGGAGAAAACAGAAUUGCCGGACCAGAUAAAGGUGUCCAACCUGAUACCUGGGGUGUAUGAGUUCAAACUGACAGUGACGGAUUCAGCAGACCAUUCUGAUUCAGCUAAAGUCACUGUUUUGGUUCUCACUCCUGAGCAAUCUGAGCGUCACUGUUUGAUCCCUAAAAAGGAGGGACCCUGCCGAGGUUCUUUCCCUCGUUGGCAUUACAAUGCUGCAUCUAGCAAGUGUGAGCGGUUCUUCUUUGGAGGGUGUAAGGAGAAUAGCAACAACUAUCUCUCUGAACAGGAGUGUUUAAAUGCCUGUAAAAACACGAAAGUAAACUCUGGUGGAGAGUCAAGAAAGGUGGUUACGGAAGACUGUUCUUCUUCAUGUGGAGAAGACCAAUUUAAAUGCUCUAACGGCUGCUGUGUGAAGAAAGAGUUUGAGUGUGAUGAACAGCGGCAGUGCAGCGACGGUUCUGAUGAGGAGAACUGUGAGCAAUUGAAUAAAAGCCUGAGUCGACUUCUUCAGAUUGGGGUGAAUAAAAAAGCCCACUGCACAGAUCCCCCUGUUACGGGCCCCUGUCGAGCCAGUUUUACUCGUUGGUACUAUGACCCUCUUAACAAAAAGUGUCAUCGCUUCACCUAUGGUGGCUGUGAUGGCAAUGACAACAACUUUGAAACAACAGACAACUGCAUGAACAACUGCUCAGGUGUCACAGAAAAGGAUGUGUUUGCUAGAGGAUUGUUUGUAAUGGGUGAUGAGGAACUAGGGGAAACCCGGUCAGCUUCUGUUGCCCUGGCUGUGGUUUUGGUUGUGGCCAUCUUGGCCGUUCUGGCUGUGUUGGGUUACUUUUUCCUCAAGAACAGGAGAAAAAAACAUCAGCAUCAGCGUGUGGCCACCAGCAGUCCUCCAGUAGCAUACAGUGAAGAAGAGAAACAGAUGGUUUACAACAGCACCACUGCCAAAGCAUGACUCUAUCAUCUUUAAAACUUUAUGGUCUGCCACUCAGAUCUACUGUAGGCUGGCUGCAGUGUAGGAUGGGUCAUAUGAUUAAUUCCUUUAUUAAGUAUCUCAGUUACGGGUUCCUGACCUUAACGUGAAGCCAUAUUACAUGUUUGGUCACUGAACCAGGUCUUUUAUCUCAGGCUUUAAUGCACAAGGUGUUUCGUUUUAAUGUGGAUAUUUAGAAUUGGUGUAUUAUGUUACAUUGAUCAGACCCAAGUGUCUGUGUUUGUGAAAUAAGAGAGAGUUUGUAAAGUAGAUUUUGGAUCUUUGUAACUCCUUAAAGAUGGUCUUCUACCAUCAGAGAAUUUUAUAUUCUGGUUUUGUAAGCACUUGACCAAAGAUAAUGUCUUUUUGUUUUAUUUGUCUUAAGAUUUUUGAGGGGAUUAGAAUUUCUUGAAUUAUCUAUAUUGAAAUUUGUUACAUUUUUAAUUACAUAUAUUUUAUGGUGUGACAUUGUAUUAUUUGUCCCAUGAAACAAUAAGUUCUUGUUGCACCAAAUGUAAAAUGUCUGCCAGGUGUUUAUUAAAGAGAACUUAUUAAUUUGA
Megalobrama amblycephala (Wuchang bream) is the source of this 2279-nucleotide messenger RNA. It is a transcript of the gene spint1b, whose product is annotated as serine peptidase inhibitor, Kunitz type 1 b. The transcript is spliced from 10 exons. Gene Ontology annotation, molecular function: protein binding; serine-type endopeptidase inhibitor activity. Lineage: Eukaryota; Metazoa; Chordata; Actinopteri; Cypriniformes; Xenocyprididae. The record is from RefSeq and is a predicted model, not a curated record. The coding region runs from base 184 to 1701 and encodes 505 amino acids.